GUCAACAACGCGAUUCUCCACGCCGAAAACGAGGAGCUACGGGCUGAACUCAACCUCAUUCGAAAGCGCCCGAUCAAGUCUACAACACUAACUACACGAGAAGGUGAUGAGUGGCACGGCGGAGCUGUAUUCUACAGUCCCAGGAAGCUUGCCAGCGAGCGCGCGCGCAAGGCCGCAGAACUGGACGAAGCCGCGGAGCUACAACUCCAAAAGGCUCGCGAUAGAGAGAUCAAAGCGGCAGAAGCAGCUGAGAAAAAGCGCUCUCAAGAAGCUGCAAAGUUGGCUCGACAGCAAGCCAAAAUUGCUAAGGAUGCGGAGGAGCAACGGCAGC
Alternaria postmessia is the source of this 331-nucleotide messenger RNA. RefSeq lists its product as uncharacterized. The record is from RefSeq and is a predicted model, not a curated record. The annotation marks the transcript as partial. The transcript has a single exon. NCBI's taxonomy places the organism in Eukaryota, Fungi, Ascomycota, Dothideomycetes, Pleosporales, Pleosporaceae.